GCCAAUCGGAAAUGACCUUGCGCAUGUCAACUGCACAUGGCCGGCGAUGUUGAAAGUUGCGUGUGGUUUAUGUAAACAUUUCCUAAUACUUUAAAAACUAACGAUUGGUAGAAGAAAUACUGAGCAAGAGAACAAACUGAGAUGGGGAACAACUCGUCUGCACCGGCCCAGGUCACUCCUCCCACAGAUAAAAGUUUGAAUCCACAAAGUGAUCCGCUGUCGGUGCCUCCCCCACCCGCGACUGUUGGACAAGCAGUAAUAACACCUGGAGCAGAAGCACAUACACCUCCAGAGGUAAAACCAGUACAACCAGAGAUAAAACCAGAACUUCCAAAUAACCCAGGGACGUAUGAAGAACUGCAUAAGGCAUGCAAAGAAAUAUUUCCACAACCAUUUGAAGGAGGUCGAUUAGUGAUAGGUAAAGGUGUAAGCAGUCAUUUCCAGAUUAACCACACACUAACGCUUGGUUCUCCUAUGGUCUCCGGAUAUAGAUUUGGGGCAACUUAUGUAGGAAGUAAACAGUUUUCACCACAAGAGAGUUAUCCUGUAUUACUUGGAGACGUUGAUGCAAGUGGAAACGUAAAUGCAAAUAUUAUUCAUGCCUUCUCAAAAAACAUUUUUACACGUUUUGUGGCUCAGUUUCAGGGAGAAAAAUCAAAUACCCAGCUAGUGACAGAUUAUAAAGGCAGCUCAUACACGGCCUCCUUGACAGUAGCAAAUCCAGACCUACUUAAUGGUUCAGGGUUAGCAGUCGGACAGUACUUACAGAAAAUAACUCCGUCAUUUGACCUAGGGGCAGAAUGUAUGUAUCAGAGAGGUGGUCACAUACCCGGUGGGCAGGUAGCGGUCAUGUCUAUGGCUGGAAGAUUAAAGGGUGAGAAGUGGCAGGCAGCAUCCACAUUUUGUCCAGCUGGUCCCGGAGGUGGAGGUUUACAUGCCUCAUACUGCCACAAAAUCAACGAUACUUUACAAAUAGGUGCUGAGUUUGAGACAAGUGUUGGCAUGGGAGAGAGCACAGCCACUGUAGGGUAUCAGCUUGAGGUGCCGGCUGUAGGGGUCAAUUUUAAAGGUCAAGUAGAUUCAAACUGGACAAUAGCAGCUUGUAUGGAGAAGAAGUUGUUGGAAUCCCAAAUACCACUAACAGUAUCAUUUAGCGCGAUAGGUAGCCAAGUUAAAUCAGACUAUAAAUUUGGAAUUGGUAUGAAUAUAGGAUAAAAGUGAUUCAAACGAUAUUUAGUGUUUUCCUUCUUAGUGAGCGAUCUUCCUUUAAGAUUUUUUAUGUGUUUUAAACCAAAUGACGAGGUGUAAAGCUUUGCCCGCUUCGACAAAAAGGCUGUGUUCAAACUACAGACCUCAUUUGUUCAUACAUAGCAAAUCUGGAAACUAGCGUAAUCAUGAAUUUUAUGCAUGUAUAUAUUUAUGAAGCGGUGUACUUAUAGUAUAUUGUUUUUGUUACCUGUUUAAGCAUAAAUGGGCUCCAUCAUUAUUAUUGCCUGUUUAAGUGUAAACAGACUAGCAUUUCUUAUGCCUGUGUAAGUGUAAACGGGCUCUAGUGUUUUUGUUGCCUGUUUUUUUUGUAAACAGGCUCUGGCUUGAUAUUGAUCAUACAUUAACUUCAUUUGUAAAUAAAAAAUUGAAAGGAUCCA
Messenger RNA from Mercenaria mercenaria, 1646 nucleotides. RefSeq names its product mitochondrial import receptor subunit TOM40 homolog 1-like. The transcript is spliced from 7 exons. Gene Ontology annotation, molecular function: transmembrane protein transporter activity. Gene Ontology annotation, cellular component: mitochondrial outer membrane translocase complex; mitochondrial outer membrane. The record is from RefSeq and is a predicted model, not a curated record. Gene Ontology annotation, biological process: protein import into mitochondrial matrix. Lineage: Eukaryota; Metazoa; Mollusca; Bivalvia; Venerida; Veneridae. The coding region runs from base 142 to 1215 and encodes 357 amino acids.